UCGGCAGCCUUUGCCGUCGCGACACCACCACCUUUACCGCCAAACUCACGCAUAGACACAAACACGAAGAAAUUGGGCCAAGAAGCAGAGCCACAGCGAAGCUAUCUCUCACUCAGUGUCUGCGGGUCUCGGAUGUGGAAUUGAGCUGAAAUUGCUCAAGGGUUCUGCUACAAACCAAGAAUUUUGCUUUAUCAUCAUUCUCUUGUAGCUUGUUAAAUUAUCAUCGUCUGUUGCGUGAUGGAUCCUAAGCACUCUGGAGAUAUGCUCAAGCAUUUGGAGAAGCAGAACGAGCUUCUAAUGGAUGCAUAUAGGUCCAUGUCUCAUGAACUGCACAAACUUCAGGUAGAGGAGGAACUGCUUAUGCGCAAGUAUUAUGAGUUUAUGGAAGCUCAAGGUUUGAUCGACAAGAACAAAAGUAGCACCAACCUAACAGAGGACCAGGAAACUGGUCAAGCUGGAGCAUUAGUUGUGACCAGGGAAGAACAUGCAUGAACAAGUUGUGACUGCUACGUCCCAGUACCGUACAGAUCAUGGAUAGAUUCUUGCACAUCAGUUGUACUGAUCAAUUUUUGUAGAAGUUACACUGGUCAAUCUUUUCCCGGAAACUUGGAGAGAUUUUUUUAACGGAUCAAACAAGAUUGGUUUUUGUUGAACAAAACAAAACCUCAACUUGCUUUAAUCUUCCGAUUGUUAUUUUGUUAAUACGUUU
Sesamum indicum (sesame) is the source of this 709-nucleotide messenger RNA. RefSeq lists its product as uncharacterized. The record is from RefSeq and is a predicted model, not a curated record. Lineage: Eukaryota; Viridiplantae; Streptophyta; Magnoliopsida; Lamiales; Pedaliaceae.